Molecule: messenger RNA, 1584 nt
Organism: Onychostoma macrolepis
Lineage: Eukaryota; Metazoa; Chordata; Actinopteri; Cypriniformes; Cyprinidae
Gene: atf4a
Product: activating transcription factor 4a
Exons: 3
Coding region: 269-1309 (346 amino acids)
Biological process (GO): regulation of transcription by RNA polymerase II
Cellular component (GO): nucleus; ATF4-CREB1 transcription factor complex; ATF1-ATF4 transcription factor complex
Molecular function (GO): DNA-binding transcription activator activity, RNA polymerase II-specific; RNA polymerase II transcription regulatory region sequence-specific DNA binding
Source: RefSeq, a predicted model, not a curated record
GCAGCCGCUUCUCUGUUUUCUCUCCCGCGCUCCAGUCUCUCCGCACGCAGCUGUCCCGCGGGAAUCAUGGCAGUUUAGCGGUUUGCAGCGGCAACAAUCGCAGCGGCGAAUCCGGCAGUGCAGCGGUCAAGUGCACUGGCUCUAUUUGGCAAAAUGGCGUCCCUUGUGGCAUCCACCCACAGCUCUGCUGCUGUAGACAGCAUAUCCGUACCGUUCACCAGCUCUCCAGAACCCCUGUCCCACUCCGCUUCGCCUCUGACCGUCUGCCAUGUCUGUGGUGUCUCAGAUGAGUCUGGAGGACGUGGGGGCCCUGUUCCUGGGGCCCUCGUCUCUGAUGGCUGACCCCUUUGGGCCCCUUCUGGACGAAGAUGAGGAGAGCGCUCUGUCAGAGGGGUCGUCGUCGCCCCUCUCCUCCUCCUACACUGAAUCUUCCUCCUCUUUCUCUCUCCUCUCUCCCUCUCGUCCCGCUUCUGUAGGGUGUAAGUCAGAGCUGCUGUCGCUCUCCUGGCUCACUGCGCAAACGGAGCCCGAGCAGAGCAAAGCAGGCGAUGCGUUUUCUGGCAUGGAUUGGAUGACGGAGAAGUUAGACCUGAAUGACUUUGACCUGGAUUCUCUCAUCGGAUCAUGCGAUUCAGACGAGCCUCCCAGUUCUCCAGAAGAGCUGCUGGCCUGUCUGGACACCGACAUGGAUCUGGACCUGGAUUCGCUCCCGUUCGGCUCGUCAGAGCUGGGCCUGGCUCUGCCCCCGCUGCCCCUCGACCUUCAGGAGCCUGUAGAGGUCAAGUCCGAGCCUCUGUCUCCGGAUCCCACCAACACGCUGGAGCUGGGCAGCGAGGUGUCUGUGCUCCAGACCACAGAAAUCAUGCUGACUCCAUCCCACAUCGUGCUGCUGCUGGCUCCCAAAGAGGAUCCGUCAGACAGCGACAGCGGGAUCUCCGUCUCCGGAUCCGAUCCCGAACCGGAACCCUCGCCGAAGCCCGCAGGCUCCUCCAGAACCAAACCCUACUCCAGACCCGACCCGGAUGCCGUGAAAGCUACGCCUGGCGCUCCCAAAGUGGUGGAGAAGAAGCUGAAGAAGAUGGAGCAGAACAAAACCGCAGCGACGCGCUACCGGCAGAAGAAACGCUCCGAGCAGGAGACGCUGAACUCCGAGUGCACUGAUCUGGAGAACAGAAACCAGCAGCUCCGGGAGAAAGCCGAGGCCAUCAGCCGAGAGAUCCGCUACCUGAAAGAUCUCAUGGAGGAGGUUCGGUCUGCGAAGGACCGCAGGAGCAAAGCCAAAGCCCAGGAUGCUGUCAGCUCUGGUUAGGGUUAGAUGCUUCCCCUGGUGUUUCUGAUCCGCUGGAGAUGGUCUGCACUAAACUCAUUUAAACUCGCUCAUUCUCUCACAUUCGCUCAAGUUAUUUAUCGUCCAGUAAGGGGCUCAUCAGUCAGAGUUGUUACACUGAAUCUGUUGCUGUAGAGCUUGUAAAUAGGCUUCACAUGUGCUAUUUAAACUGGCUAAACGUGCUAGAUCUGUCACGGUGUAGUGUGUUGGCUGUAAAAUCACUUUGCUGUUUUCUAUUAAAGACGCCAUCAAACUCA